Capsicum annuum is the source of this 929-nucleotide messenger RNA. RefSeq names its product Golgi apparatus membrane protein-like protein ECHIDNA. The transcript is spliced from 6 exons. The record is from RefSeq and is a predicted model, not a curated record. Gene Ontology annotation, biological process: vesicle-mediated transport; protein secretion. Bases 145 to 696 code for a protein of 183 amino acids. Gene Ontology annotation, cellular component: Golgi membrane. NCBI's taxonomy places the organism in Eukaryota, Viridiplantae, Streptophyta, Magnoliopsida, Solanales, Solanaceae.
UACAAUUUGUAGAAUUCCAAACAUUUGCCAAUGCCAAAUCUAAAUUAGGAAACAGCUCCAUUUCCAUGAAAUUAUUACGACAAUUUUAGAGAGACGAAACGAAAUCAGGCAAAAUCCUUAGCGCAUUUGAUUCGAAAACUCUUCAUGGAUCUUAAUCCACCUGCAGGGGAGGACUAUGCACAUCCAAAGAUAUGUUUCUUUCACGUGCUCUUCAAGGCAGCAGCAUUAGCGUUUUAUGUACUGUCAGCGUUAUUUGUUGAUAGUUUCGUUAUCAUCUUUGUGUUAACUGUUCUUUUAGCUGCUCUUGACUUUUGGGUGGUUAAGAACGUGAGUGGGCGUAUCCUUGUGGGUUUAAGGUGGUGGAAUGAAAUUGAUGAUAACGGCGAGAGUGUGUGGAGAUUUGAAUGCCUUGAUCAAGAGUCAAUGGCUCGCAUGAACAAGAAGGAUUCCUGGCUGUUCUGGUGGACUUUGUACCUAACAGCUGUUGCUUGGUUCUUUCUUGCGAUAUUCUCUCUCAUUAGGUUCCAAGCUGAUUAUCUUCUUGUUGUUGGAGUUUGCUUGACUCUCAGCGUUGCAAAUAUUGUUGGUUUUACUAGAUGUCGCAAAGAUGCUAAGAAGCAGCUUCAACAAUUUGCAACCCAGACUCUCACUUCUCGAUUCAACUCUACUCUACAGUCAGCAUUUAGUGUUGUUUGAACAAUUAUUACGAGCAAUCAUGUAUUGAUUAUAUAAUGUUUCUGUAUACGUUGUGAAAUUAUGAUGGAGCACAUAUCGGAAGGAUGAUUUAGGAGAUUUUGACAUGGUUUUUACUUGGACUUCUCCUUUAUUGAGGUCUUGUACAUGCAGAAAAUGAACGAACUGGAAAAACAUUUUUGUUCCUUUCAGUUUUCACGAAUCCAAUUGCUUCAUUGUAUUUUUUUUUUCUUUCA